This is a messenger RNA of Acytostelium subglobosum LB1, 1404 nucleotides long. RefSeq lists its product as hypothetical. The record is from RefSeq and is a predicted model, not a curated record. Gene Ontology annotation, molecular function: protein binding. The transcript is spliced from 4 exons. The coding region runs from base 1 to 1404 and encodes 467 amino acids. NCBI's taxonomy places the organism in Eukaryota, Evosea, Eumycetozoa, Acytosteliales, Acytosteliaceae.
AUGAAUCCAUUGGAUCAACGACUGCAACAACAACAACAACAAAUACUACAACAACAACAACAACAAUUACAACAACAUCAACAACAACAUCAACAACAACAACAACAAAUACAACAACUACAUCAACAACAACCUUGGAUACAGAGAACUACAAACAAUUUGAAUGGGUCACUGGCGUCGCUGAUUAGAAUGAGCAACAUGUCGAGAGAGCUCCACGACAUACUGUCGGGCUCAUUCGAUUCGAACGACUUGGGCGAGAUAAUCACCAAUUCAAUUCUCAAUCCUGGCUCAGCGCUCAACUCGAGCAUCCACAUCAUGCAGCAUACGGCACCCGUGCUCAAGGGUGUCCUGGGCGACGUCACAUUCCUCAAGCAGCACAGUCGCUCAGUCAAAGCCGUCGACUUCUCGCCACGCGACGAUCACAUCUUUAGCAGUGCAGGUCUCGACGGCAAGUGUGUCACCUACGACGCACGUCAAGGAAGGAUACUAUCAUACACAACAAUCGCACAUCAUGGACCAUCUCAACUUACAGGAUAUGGUACUAAACUGGCACUGGCAACAUCAAACAACAAGAUGCUGAUAUAUGAUAUAGAGACGAGUGCAGUCACUCAAUCAUUCGAUAAGUGUGUCCCACCUGGAGGCGUAAGUAUACGUUGUCCAAUCGCUGUGGAGAGCUCCAAUGUUAUAAUGGUACCCAAUGCAACUGGUAGAGGAAUAGCAUUCCUUGAUCUGAGGGCAGCAUCAAUCGUUAAUAAUAUGGAGGAUAUACACGAGGCACAGAUAAAUGACAUUGUUCUUCUGGACAGUGCAUGGGCACGAGAGGUUGGCGCUGCAUCGGGCAACAUGCCUGCCAUCCUCACCGCAUCAUCAGACAGCACUUGUAGAGUGAGUACACGACACUACUACGCCCAUGCUCUGAUCGUCCCAACUGACACCAUUACCACCCGACCUCAGAUUGUAGACACGCGAUCACAGGUGUUGAAGAAGUUCGAGCAUCGAACACAAGUGUUCUCGGUGGCACAUACACCAGAGGCACCAUCAAUCACAUCAAACUCAUGCAUUGCCAUUGGCAGCGACAAGCUGAAUGUCUAUCCGCUGCAGGGUCAGCUGCCUGUAUACUCAUCCAACUUCCCCACUUGUAAAUACGUCAGCAGGCUGAACUACUCGCGCAGUGGCCGCGCACUGUUCUGUGCCACAAACGAUGGCCAUCUCAGAAUGUACAAUAGAAUCAAUGGUGGCUACGAUCUCAAAGGCAUAGUCUACAAGCAUAGCAAGGAUAUACAAGACAUGGCAAUAUCAAGGAAUGAUGAAUAUAUCAUAACAGCAUCAUCAGACUUCUCAGUUGGACUCAUUCGCAUGGGCGAUCCAAUCAGCGGACCAACAGAGGUUGGAGAGAUCAUUUAG